AUGGAGGAACCGGAGUCUCCUUCCUCCUCUGCCUCUGGCACUCCGCGACUGCCGCCACUGGCCCUCCACCCCUCCGCCUCUUCCUCCUCCAACCCGGCUGCAGAUGACGGCGACCCAGACAUCUCCCGCGUCGACGACCACGUCUUCCUCGGGGGCGACGCGGCCGCCCGCGACCGCGCGACCCUCCGCCGCCACGGCAUCACUCACGUGCUCAACUGCGCCGGCGCCGCUUGCCCCGACCACUUCCGCGGAGAGCUCGAGUAUAGCACUCUGUGGCUCCGCGACUCCCCCGCCGAGGAUCUCGCCCCUGUGCUGUACGACGCGUUCGACUUCCUCGAGCGGGCGCGCGCUGCUCCCCGGGGCCGCGUGCUUGUCCACUGCCGCCGCGGAGCAUCCAGAUCUGCCGCCCUUGUCGUCGCGUACCUGAUGUGGCGCCGCGCAUUGACCUUUGACCGCGCGCUCCGCGCCGUUCGCGUAGCGCGUCCGUCCGCAGACCCAAACCUCGGCUUCGCCGCUCAGCUCCUCCACUGCCAACGCCGCUUCCUUGCCCUUCCGCCGACAUCUGUCUCCUCUGCAAUCCGUGCAUACCGCAUGGCUCCGCAAUCCCCCUGCGACCCCCUCUACCUCGUCCCCAAAUCGGUCGACCUCUCCACCACCGGUGCAAACAUUCUUGAUUCCCGAGGCGUAUUCAUCAUUCACACGCCUGCUGCCAUCUACGUCUGGCUUGGUCAAGGUUGCGAACCCUCCAUGACCGCCGCCGCGGCUACCUCUGCUCUCCAGCUCGUCCGCUAUGAGCGUGCUGACGGUCCAAUUAUCACAGUGCACGAGGGUUCCGAAUCUGCAGCCUUCUGGGCCUCCUUAAACAAUGACCCUUCGCCUCCUAACACUGAUGAGUUCGUAGGGAAGCGGAGAGUAGAGCUCUAUGAUCUCGACUACGACAUCUUCCGCAGGGCCAUCCCUAGAGCUCGAGGGACACCGCCACUUCCGGCGAAGUCACCGGCGAAGGAGAGUGGUUGGACCCGUUUAAGACGCGAAUUUGCAAUCAAGGGUUUGAAGGAACUAACGAAAGCUGUGUUAGAGCGCAGGGUUUUUGACGACGAGGGCCUGCGGGUAAGCGAUACAAUUCGAUCUCCAGGAUCUUUCUCUAUGGAGUCAAGCGCCACGCCAUCAUCGUCUACUGCCGACACUGCUUCAGUUAUCUCUACCUUCUCGCCAAAUUCCUUCUCUUCUUCUGAUUGGUAUAAUUUGUCACCACCAAGCUCAGAAUUAUAUAGGACGCGCCAAACUGAACUGAACUCGGAUUUGCAAUCAUCUGUUACUGGGAAUGUAAAGUGGAUGGGCUCAAGAACUUUAGUUGAACGUAGACGAGAUAAUGCUCCUCUGGUUCUGUUACCAUCAUCUGCUGAUGCCUCGGGGAGGCUUUCUUCAACAGAAUUAGUAAUGGAUUGGUGCCCAUCUCCUCCAUUUAUUUCAGAAGUGGAAGAAGACCAAGAAGCAUUAGAUAUAGGACAACUCUCUUUGGAUGCUUCAGACCAAGAUGCCUCUGCAGAGGAUGCACCUUCUGGUGCUGAUGAGGAUACUCAAUUAAUUCAUCCAGUUCUUUUCAGGUGGCCUGAUAUGGAUAAAGUGGAGGAUGCGCAUCAUGGAGUUCUUAACUCUGACUCAGUGUUCUUAUUGCUAACAUCAGAAUCAAAAGCAGGUUCUAGGAAGUCAAUGAUAAAAAUGUAUGUUUGGCUAGGAAGAAAUAGUAGGCAUAACAUUCUAGGAGAGGAGGAAGAAAAAGAGACUGCACACGUUGAUAGAAUUGGCACCAAGUUUAUCGAGCUCAUGGGUAUUCCAUUGGAUACUACUAUACAGGUAAUUAGAGAGGGCGAGGAGCCAGAACAGUUCUUAAAUCACUUAUUCUCUUUCCACCAAGCUAAGGAAGGCAUUCAUUGAAGACGCAGAGAAUGUGUAAGUGAGAUCUAACGUUCUUUGCAACCAUUAGCAAUUCAUAAUUCCUGAUGGAAGAUGUGCAUAAUGUUUUUUUUGCGAUUUAAUUCAUUAGGAAAACGGUAUAACAUGGUAAAAAAAUGGUAAACCAGGUAACACCGAAUCCGAGUGACCCGCUUGGUCCCACGGAAGUUUCCCCCGACCGUUAAGGUAAAUUAGGAAAUGCUUGCGGAAAGCUCAGCAGUCCAUGUAUUCUUUGAAGGAAAAAUUCUUAUAAAUACGUCAUAUCUGAGAUUGAAAUGCAAAUACUUGGGUGACAACUUGUCGUCCUUUUGUUAUACUGUUGUCCCAGGGGCAACUGUGUAACAUGGUAAUUAGAACCUCUAGUAUCAUCAGCCAUCACCAUGAUGUGUAUGGAGCUGGGCGUUGGAAAUUAUGGGAAAUAAUAUUUAGGUGAAAAUAGCACUCUAUGGUAAAAGGUACUCUCUCACCCUCUGCUCUCUAGUUUAUUACAACAGUUGUCAUUUUCAUGUUUAUUUUGCAUUUGACUAAUUUGUCACUCCUGUAUUCGUGAGAAUGACAAGUACAAAAGGUUCAAAUGACCAUUUUAAAGAUAAAA
Molecule: messenger RNA, 2551 nt
Organism: Zingiber officinale
Lineage: Eukaryota; Viridiplantae; Streptophyta; Magnoliopsida; Zingiberales; Zingiberaceae
Product: protein-tyrosine-phosphatase MKP1-like
Exons: 3
Coding region: 1-1938 (645 amino acids)
Biological process (GO): protein dephosphorylation
Molecular function (GO): protein tyrosine/serine/threonine phosphatase activity; actin filament binding
Source: RefSeq, a predicted model, not a curated record